AUGAAGCAAACGAACGGUAUUGAUCUUCCAUCGAGGGGCGUCAUUCAGGGUAACGAACUCGUCGUUUGGCGUCCCUUACCUGUGAGUCGAGAUCCUUUCGAUGACCCGACUAUGAAGGGACGGAUUCAGGAAGUGGAUCAUAUUGAUAACACAUGUGAAGAUAACGCAUCGGAGUUCAUCGUGGAAGUGAGAUAG
Ostertagia ostertagi is the source of this 195-nucleotide messenger RNA. Lineage: Eukaryota; Metazoa; Nematoda; Chromadorea; Rhabditida; Trichostrongylidae. The record is from the annotation of a GenBank genome assembly.